GUCAGUCCACACGGAGAGCUCGAGUCGAGUAGAGGCUAGUCCAGGUCAGCUGGUUGGAGAUCCAUCGAUCCGUCGAUCCCCGGCACCUGUCAAACGCGCGACAGACACCGACACCGGCUCAGUGACCGUGUCCACUAGCCGUCCUCCGGAUUUUUCGUUCGCGAUCACGCCGCGAGAGACUAUCAGUGAGACUAAGCUGCCGCAAUCGAUUUGUGAGAAACGAUCCCCUUUUUGUACGAGAAUAAUGAGAGACUAGACGGAGAAGAGGGAGCGAGCAUAACAGUGAUACACAGUGAAGAGGAAUACGGUUGAUCGAGGGUGUCAAAUCGCGCGGUCCGAGAAUGACAGUAAUAAGGAUGACAUCCCCGGUGACGCCUCCAUCGACCAGUCCAGGCUCAAACGAGGCUCAAGCGCCCCAGGCGACCUCGAAGCCGGUCCAUCGAUUGAGCUUCUCCGUCGCCGCGCUCUUGGCUGACACCAAGAAGCCGGACAGCAGGCGGGAAACAUCCUCGGUGUCGCCUAGGUCGUCGCCGAUCGCUUAUUCGCCGAUCCGACAGGACGCACACCUGAUCGCGACCAACGCUGCUCUCCAAAGGUACUCCAGUGAUUAUAGAUCGCGGUACCUGUCCGUAUCCCCGAGCAUCCACGAUCUGAGGACAAACCAGUUCACCGCGUGCGAGUCCAGAAGCCCCGACGCUAGAGUAAUCUCCAGGUACUCCGAAACCGAAUUGGAGAGGAUAGAGUCGCCUGGCCAGAGGUCCACACCCAGGACACUCGACUAUGUCAUCCAGACGUCCACGGACUCCGUUUCAACGUCGGACGUCGCUUGUUCCUCGUCGCCGAAGGUGUCUACAGCCAGUCAACCAGACUUCGGCUCGCAGAGUCCAAGAAGCAGCUCGCACGAGGCCAGGUCCAGGUGCUCGGAGACCGAGGACAUCGAGGAAGAAGACGAGAACAGCUUAGUCGACGUCGAAGAUCUGCAGCACCAACAUCACGGGAGCAGUCCCACGCCGGUCAGACCGACGCCGGCGUACAUCGGCGGAUUUUCCAGCCUGGGUAGCAUCUCCGGCAUCCCACCGAGCCUCCAUCCAGCGGUUUGGGGUGGCGGUCAUCAGGGUGCUGCCGCAGCAGCGGCCGCGGCCGCCGCGGCUGCCACCGCGGGCUUCUUCCCCUCGCACUUCUCUCAUCACGCGCCGCUAAACGAGAACGGGGAACCGGCCAAGAUCAAGUGCAACCUGAGGAAACACAAGCCGAACCGGAAGCCGAGGACGCCUUUCACCACGCAACAAUUGCUGGCGCUCGAGAAGAAGUUCACGGAAAGGCAAUACCUCAGCGUCGCCGAGAGGGCCGAGUUCUCGUCCUCCCUUCACCUCACGGAGACACAGGUGAAGAUCUGGUUCCAAAAUCGGCGGGCGAAGGCGAAGCGGAUGCAGGAAGCGGAGAUCGAGAAGCUGAGAAUGUCAGCGGUGAGGCAACACCACACAGCGCUGUACGGCUCGCAUCCGGGCCUGCUGGCACCGGCGAGCCUCUACCCGGUCGGAAUGCUGUCUCAUCCCGGUCUGACGCCGCAUCAUCCGAUCUCUCAGCACCCGUCCAGAGAAUGAAAGCAGCCGGGGGACGGUGGAGCCUCGCAGCGACCGGUAGUGAACCGUGCCGAUCCCCUCCAAAGAAACAAUUCCGCUCCGGGAGGAAUUGUUCGCCGAUGAGCAAUCGGUCGACCAAAGGCUGUGCCUGUGAAUGGGACGAAAACGUUGACGAGAGGGAGUACGUUGGUAUGCGUCCGACGAGGGCCGCGGUGAACUUGGCUCCGCGGCUGGACCAGCCGAGGCAGACGUUCGUAGAAACGCCGAUGAACCUUCGUAGAUGUGAUACCGCUUCGAGGAAUCGUUCCUGCUCGACGAUGACUCGAUUGAGCGAUCGGGCUGAACGAGGCUGUGCCUAUCAAAAGGACCGUGUUUACGGAAGGUUGGAACUGGUCGGGGCUGUAGCGACGAAUGCCCCGUAGUAGAGAGUAUGGGUAACGAGAUGGAUCGAGGAUCGUGUCUCUUCGUGAUCGCAGUCGACGAACGAUAGUAGACGCUGCUUCGAUGAGAGGUCGAACAGCAAGAUUCGCGAGUGGAAGAGAAAUAUUGCGAAUAGAGUGGGGUAAGAAUGAUCGAGUAGACGAAGAGGCGAAGCAGAGGAUGCUUUCUACGAGGAGCAUUAGAUAAGCGGAGAGUGGAAUGUGUCUGUGAGCAGAGAAGUAGAGGACUGGACCAAAUAUGGAAUGAAUGGAGGAGUGAAGAGUAUUCUAGAAUUGAGUUCUCCUGUGAGAGGAGCGGAAAUAUUAAGAGCGAGCCUGAAGAGGAUUGAGAAAAGAGGAUUGGUGAUAGAUAGAUGUGUAUAGAAGAAAAGGGACGAAGGAUUUUUAUCCAGGCUGUUUAAUAUGGACCGAAAGGAAGAAGCGGAAUAGGCGAAGUCAAGGUGGAAGGGAGCCGAAUUCUCGAAGAACUGGACCAAAGUUAGCUACCACAGACAGAGGAGUCGAACUCUGGCGUGCGCCGAUAGGGACACACGAUCGUCGACAUGGCUCGGCGGUGUUCCGCGAUAUCGAUUCGAGUUCUCAGACUUUCCUGUCGAGUGAGUCGGAAAUUCCGUGGCGAGCGGGCACAACUUCCGAUCGGUGUGCGCCCGUAGGAGGGAGAAUGAUCUGUGACGCGUCCCUGGAGAACGCGAGUCGUGAAUCUGUGCCAAUUAAGCCUUGUACAUACCGUGUAAAUAUCGUCGUUCCCGGAUCGAAUUGCGAACCGUAGCCCUGUAAAUACGUGUGCUCGAGCGUACGACGAGCGUGUAGCGGUAAGAUUGGCAACGGCGGGAUCGGAAACCCGCCGCGUGCCGUUUUCCAAUUUUGUAUAAAUGUAAAACCGUCGCCGACAGAGUAGAAGAGUCUAUUUAAUAAAUCGCAAGUAACGA
Messenger RNA from Nomia melanderi (Alkali bee), 2952 nucleotides. Its product is annotated as muscle segmentation homeobox protein Drop. Gene Ontology annotation, cellular component: nucleus. Gene Ontology annotation, biological process: regulation of transcription by RNA polymerase II; embryonic morphogenesis. The record is from RefSeq and is a predicted model, not a curated record. Gene Ontology annotation, molecular function: RNA polymerase II transcription regulatory region sequence-specific DNA binding; DNA-binding transcription factor activity, RNA polymerase II-specific. Lineage: Eukaryota; Metazoa; Arthropoda; Insecta; Hymenoptera; Halictidae.